Fusarium odoratissimum NRRL 54006 is the source of this 537-nucleotide messenger RNA. RefSeq lists its product as uncharacterized. The transcript has 2 exons. Bases 1 to 537 code for a protein of 178 amino acids. NCBI's taxonomy places the organism in Eukaryota, Fungi, Ascomycota, Sordariomycetes, Hypocreales, Nectriaceae. The record is from RefSeq and is a predicted model, not a curated record.
AUGAGAGAUCUGCAGGAUGAGAUGGCAACUGCUUGCGAUGAGUCAAAUGCCAAGAAUCAGGCCUUUGAUGAGUGGAAGAGUGUCGCCAGCAAUGAAGACUGGGAGGGCAUUUUGGCUGAGGAGUUGCUGAUUGGUGACCUCAAGGACCAAAUACGCGAACAACUCACUCUCCGCUUUGACCAGUCUGCAGAAAUCGCAGAAUGGGCUGAGGUACCGCGAGCGAUCGUUCACGACAGAAUCAAUCGCCGCAAGACGGUUCUGGAGAUACAGAAAAGAGAGACGAAAGUCAGGGUGCGAAGAGAACUUUACUCUCGAGUUGUAGGAUACUUCGACACGAUCGAGGAGAGAAAAAGAGGCCAGCGGAUUUCGUGGAGGGAUUUAUAUCUCGCUGCUUGGAUUCAUACUUAUUGCAUGAACCUCUGGAUCUUCGACAUGGCGUUCACUUCCAUCUGGGCUGUUAUGAGCUUAUUUGAAUUGGUUCUUGUUUUUGCGACUGAGCCUUGGGGUGUAGAGCUCAAACUGCUCAUAACACAUUAG